AUGCAAAAAAAAGACCCGACGGGAAGAGAUAAAUAUUGUGUUAGAUUUCGUUACCAAGCUUCAUUUUUUAAAAAAAAAGGUAAUCACAAAUAUGAAGAACGUUUAAGAUGUGCAGCAUCAAAAAACGAUUGUAAUAAAUUAAAAUAUUUAUUAGAAUAUGGAGUUAAUCCAAACGCUUGUGAUAAAAAUGGGCGUACUGCUUUACAUUUAGCUUCUGCCAGUGGGUAUUCAGACAUAGUAAAAAUUCUUUUAUCGUAUAAAGCUGAUUGUAAUGUUGUUGACAAAUUGGGAAACACACCAUUACAUCUUGCCGUUUGUACAACUUCAACUGCCACAAUUAAUUUAUUAUUAAACGCUGGUUGUUCAGCUUUUCAAAAAGGUCGUAACGGUCACACACCAUUACAAUUAGCAGAAACAAAAUUAUGGCUUUUACAAAAAUAUUGUAAUCCGGAAUGCAACGAAAUUAAAAAUAAAAUAUCUGAAAUAAUCAAUACAAUGAAAACGCUUGUCAAAGAUGAAAAUCAAGAAAAAAAAUUAAUCGAAUUAUUCUCAUCUGGAUUAUUACUUAACGAAAAUUCUGAUUUGAAAACAGAUGUCGACAGAAUAUUAAAAACAAUUAACGAUUUAAAAUUGUGA
Messenger RNA from Pediculus humanus corporis (human body louse), 636 nucleotides. Its product is annotated as ankyrin repeat domain-containing protein, putative. The transcript is spliced from 4 exons. NCBI's taxonomy places the organism in Eukaryota, Metazoa, Arthropoda, Insecta, Psocodea, Pediculidae. Bases 1 to 636 code for a protein of 211 amino acids. The record is from RefSeq and is a predicted model, not a curated record. Gene Ontology annotation, cellular component: cytoplasm. Gene Ontology annotation, molecular function: phosphatase regulator activity; protein binding; enzyme inhibitor activity.